GUGAAGAAAUGGUAAACCAUAGUUCGAAAUGUGCCAGAGUCAGGAUCCACAUGGUCAGUCUUGGAAGAUUGGUACGUUUGCAUUUCACAGAAAGAGCUAGAAUUUGGAGUUGAAGCGCAGUGAUGUCCUAAUGCAAUGGACUCAGUAAAGGUUCAUGUCUCCAUAACUAUUUGGAUAUGCAUCACCAGUCUUCAUAUUUGCUCAGGUUCGUCAAAUCUGAGUUACUGGGGGAAGAAGGCGAGGCUAAUGGGACCACCAUGCUACUGGCAGCUAAGUGACCUCUGUGUGGUGCCUGAGUUGAAGGAACUGAGCGUGUGCAUCACCCUUCAGCGGGAGGUCGGCACCUCAGACUGGACUGCCUUUGACUAUAAGCAGCGUGGCAAGUCAAGUGUGGAGCUGGGUCUAGCAGGCAGCAACAGACAGCUAAAAGUAUGGCUCUUUGGAGUAGAGACCAAGGUAGACCUGGUGGAAGACCUCGCACUUCGCCAGUGGCACACCAUCUGCCUGUCCUGGUCAGCCGUAACCAAGCAACUGCAGGUGUAUGUCAAUGACAGCAGCCUCGGAGAAAUCCCCGUAAAUGGAUCUCGAUUAGCCGGCAAUGGCAUGCUGACCCUGGGGGUUUCACACACCCUGCUGGGUGGUGUAAUGGGCUUUGAGACUGGGAAGGAGCUGAUGGGGAGCGCGACACUCUUCCGCAUGUGGGGCCGAGCGCUGGGCGGCAGAGAGCUGUCUGCUCUGAGGUGUGUGGAGGGGGACGUGGUGAGGUGGAGCCAGCGGGACUGGGACCUAAAAGGCAGCUUGUGUGAACCGUUGCCUGACUCCAGCCUCAUAUGCGAAUGGCAGAAGUAUGAGAUUGAAAUGAUUGUUUCCAUCAAAUCAAAGCCAACAGACAAAGAAAAGCUGGGGAAAAUUGUGCAGAAUUGGUUUAAGUCUACAUUCCACUCUAACAUCUCAGUUCAUGCUGUCCCAUUAUGCAUCCCAUCUUUAAGGCAGGUGCAGAAAACGGGCCAUAAUCUUGGAACACUACUGGAGGGAAGAAAAGUAUCAUCCAAUGGAACCACUGAAAAGAGGUUUGACUGCCUGGUUUAUGUGGAGGUCACACCAAAGAAAGAUGUCUUGGCAGUCCAGGAGGAGGUCCAAUGGCGUCUCAAACCACCAUACCACCAUGACAAAGUUGUUGUGAAGGCAGACCCUGGAUCCAUAAUUGUUAAUUCUGUUGAGAUGUUUCCCACUGGUAGUCUUCCACAUACAACUGGUCCUCCAGCCCUCUCUACUGCUUUUACCACAGCUGAGCUGCCAUUAUGCCCUUCUGUGGCAGUAUUGGCCUCCUCAGUCGCAAUGGAAACUCCUGAUGAAUGUAGCCCUGACUACACAGAGGGGUUUCUCCAGGACACAUUUUACAGAGUCAGUUUAAUCGCAAUCAUCAAUGGUACAGUGAUAAACCCAGAGAUCACCAUUCAAAACUGGCUUGAUGCAACAUUGAAUCCACAUCGCAUGGCAUUUUUAAACUUUGUGAUGAAGCCAGAGUCGUACAUAUAUGGCUGCACAUUCCACGUGCAGGCAGAAUCUCUUAAUGUCACAGAGACAAAGAAGCUCAUUCUCAGCCUUCUCACAAAAUUAUACAUCACUGAGUCCAUGUCUAUUCAAGUCCUACCUGGUGACAUCAACGUCUCACACAUAGCUCCAGGCUCCUGCCCCGAUCACGACCAGCACACCCUGCAUGGCCUGUUUGCCUGGCCCAAGACGGAGCCACAGGACAUGGCCAUCGUCCUCUGUCAGAAGAACAAAAAAGAAAGAGCAACACGAUUCUGUAAACUAGAUGGCAUGACUGAUAAAGCCAUGUGGGAAUCUCCAGAUUUGAGCUCAUGCAAAAGGAUUGUGGUCGACAUCACUGACUUGGACAAGGUCAAUGUCACAGCAAAUAAUUCCGGUGAGGUAGUGGAGAUGAUCGGUAGUCUGGUCAGUAACCAAACAGACCUCAGUCAUUCUGAGGUGGACACUGUGCUGAACAAACUGGAGGAUGUGGUGGCCGUCAGCCCUGUCUCCCCGGCGUUGGGAGACAAGAUCAUGGACAUCAUCUCAGACCUCCUUAACUCCAAAGCUGAUCUGGCCUCGUUCACCAACAAAAUCCUUGGUCUCACAGACAGAGUUGGGGAUAAAAUGACGUUUGACGGAGAGACUCACAGCAUAACAGUCCCAUCAAUGGCCAUGCAGCUCGUCACCGUUAACUCCAGCCGGUUCCAGGGCCUGACAUUUGGCGUGUCCUCGUUCACAAGUGACAGUUCCCCAGAGAUUUUUUUGAAUGACACAUUUGUGGAGAAGCCUGUGUCAGGGGCGGUGGCCUCUAUCUCCCUGCCUUCUGUCCUAGAGAACUUCUUCCCUCAGGACAACACCAUUAGGCCUCGCAUCCAGUUUCAGUUCUACACUUCUGAUGUCCUCUUCAAGAAUUCUUUUCGCAACAUGACACUAAACACCUACAUCGUGUCAGCCAGCGUCGCCAAUGUCAAUGUCAGCAACCUGCGUCAACCUAUCAUCAUCACUCUUCGCCAUCUCAAGAGGGUACAGGUGUGUGGGUCCACUAGCAAACCUGAGGACAUCAGAAGAUCUUUACUUAUUAUAACUGCUUGUUAUAAUGAUCAGUCAAGUCACACACACACACACACACACAAACAAACAAACAUGGAUCAAGACGAACAGAUGUGUGUCUACUGGGACCUCAGCAAGAGUGGUGGCGGAGGCUGGGAGAACCGAGGAUGUAAGAUUCAGAGCACAGAUGACUUUCAAACCACCUGCCAUUGUAACCAUCUCACUCACUUUGGAGUGCUGUUGGAUGUGUCCAAGACCCCAAUUAGUGCAGCAGAUGAGCGGAUCCUGACAAUCAUCUCCUAUGUGGGCUGUGGAUUGUCCUCCAUCUUUCUGGGUGUCACCCUCAUUACAUACUUAGCCUUUGAGAAACUGCGUCAGGACUACCCGUCCAAGAUCCUGAUCAACUUGUCCCUGGCUCUGCUAGGCCUGAACCUGGUCUUCUUGGUGAACUCCUGGCUGGCCUCUUUGGAGAACAGAGGACUCUGUAUGAGUGUGGCGGUUAUCCAGCACUUUUUUGUCUUGGCCUCCUUCACAUGGAUGGGUUUAGAAGCUUUGCACAUGUACUUUGCCCUGGUGAAAGUCUUCAACGUCUACGUGCCCUCAUAUACCCUCAAGUUCUGUGUGCUUGGAUGGGGAUUACCUACUGCGAUUAUUAUCUUGGUCCUGGCUAUAGACAAGGAUGUCUAUGGCAACGGAUUAGGAGAUUCACAGAGCCCCUUCAAAGACACGUCACCAUUCUGCUGGGUGCAGAAUGACACAGCAUUUUAUGUCUCUGUCAUGGCCUUCAUUCUCCUGGUCCUGCUGUGCAACAUGACUGUGUUUGGAGUGGUGCUGGUCCAGAUUCGUAAGAUGCAGGCCAACAAGACCACCAGCAACACCAGCGGGCUGCUGCAUGACCUGCGGGUGGUGGCCAGCCUUACCUUUCUCCUGGGCCUCACCUGGAUUCUGCCCUUCUUUAGCUGGGGGCCAGUCAACACUCCCUUCAUGUACCUUUUCUCCAUCCUAAACAGUCUGCAGGGUAGGGUAUCCUUACUUUCUCAGGGAGACUUCUGGGGAAACACUUUUUGA
Molecule: messenger RNA, 3654 nt
Organism: Clupea harengus (Atlantic herring)
Lineage: Eukaryota; Metazoa; Chordata; Actinopteri; Clupeiformes; Clupeidae
Gene: adgrg4a
Product: adhesion G protein-coupled receptor G4a
Exons: 25
Coding region: 136-3654 (1172 amino acids)
Biological process (GO): cell surface receptor signaling pathway; adenylate cyclase-activating G protein-coupled receptor signaling pathway
Cellular component (GO): plasma membrane
Molecular function (GO): G protein-coupled receptor activity
Source: RefSeq, a predicted model, not a curated record